UAAUCCGCAAAAAGCUGGUGGAAGUCCGUCUGCCCUCUUUCGUCGCAUUUCUGGGAUUUCCCGCGAAAACUGCCGGUUUUUAACGUCCUCAAAUUACUAUCUUCGUUUCUGCUCUCACUUUAUACAAGAACCAAAAAAAACAACACAGGAAACAAAAAAAAAAAUUAAAAAAUUAAAAACCCCAAAAAAUAAAGAGGCUUUGUCCACUUUUGGCGGGAAUUCACUCUCUCUCGAAGACAUUUUUUCUUUGAAUAACAACCAAUUGUCUGCAGUCGGUGAGGCUGAUGAUGCUUACUUGGCAGCAUUGGCUUUUAAACAACGUGUUUGGAUUGAGCCACGAGUUGGUACAAGAUUUAGCCGAUGUUUUUUUCUUUUAUUUUCAAAUGGGAUUUCUUGGAAUUUUAUAAAUCUGCCAUCUGUGGAUGGGAUAUUUGGGUUUUUCUAAUUUUAUGUAGCUUUUGCUGCGGGGGUUGAAAUGUUAAAUUCAAGAAGUGGGAAGAUUGAGAAACAGAAAGAGUUUGUAGAAAUUGUGAGAUUGUGAGAAGAGAGAGAGAGAGAGAAUCAGAGGCAUAAAAACAUAUAAAGAAAAUGAUACUUGAGGAGGCAUUGAGGGACUUGAUAAAGAAGAAGAAUAAGAAGAAGAAUGUUGUGUUGGUUGGGAUUCCAAUUGAUAGCCAGAGCACAGAGCUUCUCGGAUGGGCUCUCGUUAAAGUCGCCCAGCCCGGAGAUUGCGUGAUUGCAGCUCAUGUCUGUCGAAGUUCUGAUUAUGUCUCGAAAGCCAAGACGAUGUUGGAUGGUUACGUAGAGGCUUAUGAGGGGCUAUGUGACAUGAAAAAGGUGGAGCUCAUCAGUCAGGUCUUGACGGGAAGGUCAAUCCGAAAAGCUCUAGUUAGAGAGGCGAAAAAACAUUCUACCGUGGCCAUAGUUGUAGGCAUAAGCAAUCCAAACACUCUUGGCAGUUGGGAUUCUACGGCGAAAUUCUGCGGUAAGAAAUUGGGACCAACCACUGAUGUUGUGGGCAUCCACAACGGGAAAAUUGUGUUCAGAAGGUGCACCAGCAACCAACUACCAGCUUUGGUAGGUCUCACAGAAGACCCAAGACCAAGUCUUUGCUUUGAGAGUCUCACUCCCAAAGGAUACUCAUCUGAAUUUGGUGACUUUGAGGCGGAUACAGAAACCCCGAAAUCUUCUAAUAUGGCAGAGGGCUCCCUAGAUGGUUCGAAGCACAGUAGUGAAGACACGAUGUAUGAACAAAAGAGAGUGCCUUGGAGAUCAACUUCACUUGGUGCAGCAGAACAUGUGGUUAAGAACCUUGGCUGGCCCCUACUUCGAAGAGCGAGUUCUGCCAAUCCUCAAUUUCCCGCCACCAGGGACAUGUCUGUGGUGCAAUGGGUGAUGAGCUUGCCUGACCGCUCUCCACAGCAGUCUCCUCAGUGUACAACUAUCAAAGAAAAUCCGUUCGAACGAAGUAUAGGUGACAUUAUUGAUGAGAGUAUGGAGGAUGGUUUUUCUGCUUUUGAUGAGCUUCCUGAAAGGUUAAAGCAUCUGCUCCAAACAAAAUCAUCUGGUUGCAGAUGGUUUAGUCAUGAGCUUCUAAAAGCUUCAACUUCUCAAUUUUCUUCAGAAAAUCUUAUCGGGAAAGGAGGAUGCAACCUCGUCUACAAGGGAACUCUUUCAGAUGGGAAGCCAGUGGCAGUGAAGAUUAUGAAAUCAUCCAAAGAAGCAUGGAAGGAUUUCACUGAUGAAGUCGAUAUCAUGUCCUCGCUGAAGCACAAAAACAUUUUACCUCUGCUCGGGUUCUGCAUCAAAGACAACGUUCUAAUCUCUGUGUAUGAUUUCUUACCUAAGGGAAGCUUAGAGGCAAAUUUACAUGGCAAGAACAACUACAAAUCUCUAUUGUCAUGGGAGGUGAGAUUUAAUGUUGCUGUUGGUAUUGCUAAAGCCCUCAGUUAUCUGAACAACGAAUGUCCUCAACCAGUUAUUCAUAGAGAUGUCAAGUCCUCAAACAUUCUUCUCACCAAAGAUUUUGAACCGCAGUUAUCUGAUUUUGGCCUUGCAAUCUGGGGACCAACAGCUACAUCUUUUAAGACCGAAUGUGAUGUGGUGGGAACAUUUGGUUAUCUUGCUCCCGAAUAUUUCAUGUAUGGAAAAAUCAGUGACAAGAUUGAUGUCUAUGCCUUUGGCGUGGUCCUGCUAGAAUUAUUAUCAGGAAGAAAACCAAUUGGCUCCGAGACACCAAAAGAACAAGAAAGCUUGGUCAUGUGGGCAAAGCCGAAAAUAGAGAAAGGUGAUGUAAAAGAAAUACUGGAUCCAAAUUUGGAUGAAGUUGAUGAGGUUCAGGUGCUGAGAAUGGUUCAUGCAGCAAAACUUUGCAUCACACGCUCAGCCCGCCUUCGUCCUAAGAUGACUGAGAUACUGAAGCUUCUGAAAGGGGAUUCAGAUGUCGAAAAUCAACCAAACUCUCAAUCUUUUGACAUAGAGGAAUCAGAAAACUGGGAUGAUAAUGACGAUGAAGUUUAUCCAAAUUCGAGCGCAGAGUUGCAUUUGGGUCUUGCGCUGCUCGAUGUGGAUGAUGAUACAACAACAACAUCGUCAAGUAGCGUGGAGCGGAGCAACAGCCUUUCAUGGGAAGAAUAUUUGAAAGGGAGAUGGAGCAGAUCAUCAAGCUUUGAUUAGCUUCUUUUUCUACUCCCCUGUUUUGUAAGUUUUCAGCAUACUUGUGCAGCAAGGAAAUUAGCAUCUGUACAGUUUAGGGAAACCAAAAAAAAAGGCGUGCACCCAAUGGUUGGGGUGGAUUGUAGAUAAACAUGUAUAAAUAAAUCGUAGAAGUGAUCGUGUGAAAGGAUCAACAUCUGUAGCAUGUUUCAUUAGCUUGUCAGAAACUCAGUUUUUCCAGCAUAAUCACAGAAUGAGAGAUUGAGAUUUUGUAGAUUUUGGAAUAAUAAAAUUUGUUGCUCAUGUAGCAGGCAGCCUAUGGGGCUCA
Molecule: messenger RNA, 2983 nt
Organism: Malus domestica (apple)
Lineage: Eukaryota; Viridiplantae; Streptophyta; Magnoliopsida; Rosales; Rosaceae
Source: RefSeq, a predicted model, not a curated record